UGGACGGGGCUGGUCCAGCGUCCUGGGUUCCAGGAGUGCCGCGCAAAGCCACCAAGAAAAUGAGCGAAGAGCCUGUCCCCGAGGCCACCUCCCCGCCACCCCCACAGGGACAGCAGUACUUCGACCGCUUCUCGGAGGAGGACCCUGAGUACCUGCGCCUGCGCAACCGUGCGGCCGACCUGCGGCAGGACUUCAACCUGAUGGAGCAGAAGAAGCGGGUCACCAUGAUCCUGCAGAGCCCUUCCUUCAGAGAGGAGCUUGAAGGCCUCAUCCAGGAGCAGAUGAAGAAGGGGAACAACUCAUCCAACAUCUGGGCCCUGCGGCAGAUUGCGGACUUCAUGGCCAGCACCUCCCAGGCCGUCUUCCCGACAUCUUCCAUGAACUUCUCCUCGAUGACGCCCAUCAACGACCUCCACACGGCUGACUCCCUGAAUCUGGCCAAGGGGGAGCGACUCAUGCGGUGCAAGAUCAGCAGCGUCUACCGCCUCCUGGACAUUUACGGCUGGGCCCAGCUAAGCGACACCUACGUCACGUUACGAGUCAGCAAGGAGCAGGACCACUUCCUGAUCAGCCCCAAGGGAGUCUCUUGUAGCGAGGUCACGGCAUCCAGCCUGAUCAAAGUGAACAUCCUGGGGGAGGUCGUGGAGAAGGGCAGCAGCUGCUUCCCGGUGGACACCUCGGGCUUCUGCCUGCACUCGGCCAUCUACGCCGCCAGGCCUGACGUGCGCUGCAUCAUCCACCUGCACACGCCGGCCACAGCUGCAGUGUCAGCCAUGAAGUGGGGCCUCCUGCCCGUUUCCCACAAUGCCCUGCUGGUGGGGGACAUGGCCUAUUAUGACUUCAAUGGGGAAAUGGAGCAAGAAGUGGACCGAAUCAACCUGCAGAAGUGCCUUGGACCCACCUGCAAGAUCCUGGUGCUGAGAAACCACGGGGUGGUUGCUCUGGGUGACAGUGUCGAAGAGGCCUUUUACAAGGUCUUCCACCUGCAGGCUGCAUGCGAGAUCCAGGUGUCCGCGCUGUCCAGCGCAGGGGGUGUGGAGAACCUCAUACUCCUGGAGCAGGAGAAGCACCGGCCUCAUGAGGUGGGCUCUGUGCAGUGGGCAGGGAGCACCUUCGGGCCCAUGCAGAAGAGCCGGCUGGGGGAGCACGAGUUCGAGGCCCUCAUGAGGAUGCUGGACAACCUGGGUUACAGGACAGGCUACACGUACCGCCACCCGUUUGUUCAAGAGAAAACCAAACACAAAAGUGAAGUGGAGAUCCCAGCCACGGUCACAGCCUUCGUGUUCGAGGAGGACGGCACCCCGGUGCCCAUGCUGCGGCAGCACGCCCAGAAGCAGCAGAAGGAGAAGACGCGGUGGCUGAACACCCCCAACACCUACCUGCGGGUCAACGUGGCCGACGAGGUCCAGAGGAACAUGGGCAGCCCACGGCCCAAGACCACGUGGAUGAAGGCUGACGAGGUGGAGAAGUCCAGCAGUGGCAUGCCCAUACGGAUCGAAAACCCAAACCAAUUUGUGCCUCUCUACACUGACCCCCAGGAAGUACUGGACAUGCGGAACAAGAUCCGAGAACAGAACCGGCAGGACGUGAAGUCGGCGGGACCCCAGUCCCAGCUCCUGGCGAGUGUCAUUGCCACCAAAAGCCGAAGCCCGUCUACAGAGAGCCAGCUGGUGGACGCAGAUAGCAAAGAGGACUCGGAGGAGACGGUGCCCAACCCCUUCAGCCAACUCACCGACCAGGAGCUGGAGGAGUACAGGAAGGAGGUGGAGCGGAAGAAGCUGGAACUAGACGGAGAGAAAGACGUCUCCACAGAAGGGCCUGCCUCUCCCGUGAAGUCCGCACCUUCUUCUCCAGUACAGAGUCCAGCAAAGUCAGAGACAAAGAGCCCCGUGGUGUCUCCAUCCAAGACUUCAGAAGAAGGUGCUAAGAAGACAGAAAGCAGCCAGCCCCCUCCUGAGCCAACCCAGACCGAGGAGGUGGUGGUCAACGGCAGGGAGGACGAGCCGCUGGCAGAGGACGUGCUCAGCAAGGCCUUGAGCCAGAUGACCACGGACGGCGACCCCGCCAAGGACAAGACCGAGUCGGUCACCAGUGGGCCCAUGUCCCCUGAGGGCUCCCCCUCCAAGUCUCCCUCCAAGAAGAAGAAGAAAUUCCGCACCCCGUCCUUCCUGAAAAAGAGCAAAAAGAAGGAGAAGGUGGAAUCCUGAUUCCCAGCGUCCACCGGCUCCCCUCUGUCCCCUCCGUCCUCCCUCCCCUUCCCCUGCCUCUGUCCUGGGAGCACAGGGCCAGGCGGGG
Molecule: messenger RNA, 2295 nt
Organism: Elephantulus edwardii (Cape elephant shrew)
Lineage: Eukaryota; Metazoa; Chordata; Mammalia; Macroscelidea; Macroscelididae
Gene: ADD2
Product: adducin 2 (beta)
Exons: 15
Coding region: 60-2207 (715 amino acids)
Biological process (GO): barbed-end actin filament capping
Cellular component (GO): postsynaptic density; cytoskeleton; plasma membrane
Molecular function (GO): actin filament binding
Source: RefSeq, a predicted model, not a curated record